ACUCGCUUCAUUAUCAACGAAAGAAAAGAAAGAAAUGCUGAGUUCCAUUCUACUUCAAAUAAAAAGAAACGUCUCUUUUGGGAAGAUGUCGCUAGGAAGCUGAACGAGCAGGAGAAUACAAAUUAUUUCACUGGUGAGGACUGUCAAAAGAAGUUCAAUACUCUCACGAAUGCUUUUAAAACGGCAGAAAAGUAUAGAAAAGGAACUGGGACAAAAAAGAGCUUAGUUGGGGAAGAGAUUUAUAAUGAGCUUUCCACUAAAUUUCUUUUUUCCUCGAAACUUCUCGGAAAAAACAUAAGGUUGAGUAGAUCAAGUUCUGAGGCAUCAGUCCCGAGAAAUGAUCAAUCGUCCCAGCAAUCAUCUCAGGAAAUUUCUCCACAAGCUGGAACUCCCUCUCGCGAAACACCGGUGGUUACAAAACCCAUCACUUCAUCUGUUGAAACAGUAGCGGUAUCUACAACGCCAUCAACCGCCGAAUCCCCUACUAUAUCUAGGCCAGUCACACCUACGAUUCCCUCAUUUUCCCAAAGUGCGAACGUUAUAAAUGUCACUAUCAACUAUGGUGGUAGUUCAGAAGAACAAUAA
Messenger RNA from Acaulospora morrowiae, 585 nucleotides. NCBI's taxonomy places the organism in Eukaryota, Fungi, Glomeromycota, Glomeromycetes, Diversisporales, Acaulosporaceae. The record is from the annotation of a GenBank genome assembly.